UCCAGAGGAGGCCCUGGGGCUGGAGCCCCUCUGCUCUGGAACCAGGCAGCAAAGGGCAGAGUGUGACCCCAGAGCAGCUGAGGGCGGUGGAAGGUGCUGAGUGAAGAAACACUUCUCUUCAUCCCACUCCUGAAGGUGCUGAGUGUCUGAAGGGCAGGUUCCAGUCAUGUUACAGUGGGAGGUUCCCAGUUCAGGUUUCUCACAGUGAAGAGCUGCAGUUUUUCAUAGUUGCCUUUAGUCCCCUCUUGGACUGAAGCCCAAACUCACCUCAGAUUCAGCGGGGCUGAAGGAGAAGCUGCGUUGCCCCUGGGAAGAGAAUUCCAGCACAUUCCCUGCCAUUGGUUAGUAAAACCAGGGCUUUAACACCUGGAUGUGAGACAUCCUCCCCUCCAUGUCCCUCCAGCCUGGCUCUGCCCCGAACGUGCCAACACUGGAGCUGAGUGUUCUCUGCAUUGAAAAUCCCUUCUGUUGUUGCCCAAGUCGUCCUGUUGGCUGUCCCUGCAGCUCUUCCUUAAUUAUCUCCACGAAUUAAGGAGCUCUGAUGAAAUCCAAGCUGAAGAUGGCCUGGAGGUGUCUGCAGUACCAAAACACAGAGGUUGGAGUGUCAGACAGAAAAUGUAUUUUCUCGCUCUUCUGUAACAAAGAAACCACCCUGAACCUCCCCCCUACGGACUUUGAUGUGUUUUUAAGGUGGUUUUUGGCUAAUACACAGUUCAGAAGUCACAAGUUGUGGUAUCUCCCAUCUACAUCCGGAGUUGUGCUGGAUCUGCCUGGGAAAAAUAGAUAUUUCUUGACUUGGAACCCUUAGGGUAAGAUGUGGAUGACCCUGGGGUGCAGUGAUUGAUGGCAGGUCAACAGGCCCCUCACCUGCCUGAGACAUCGUGGGUUUGGGGUCAGUGGAGGUGCCCAGGGGCUGAAAGGUGGGUUUGGAGCAGCAUCCCAAAGGGGACAGAUCCCACCUUGUUUCUGCUGUGUAGGAAGGGACGUGGUCAGUGGUGGGUUUGGCAGUGCUGGGGAGGUUGGACUGGAUGAUCUCAGAGGGCUUUCCCCACCUCAGUGAGUCUGGGAAGGUCCCUGUGGCUCCCUCAGGGUUGUAGGAAAGGGAACCCUCACACGAGGUCGGCUUUUUGAGCCUUAAAAAUGGGAUUGGAGACAUAAAUUGGUGCUGCUUGACCUGGAAGGCGUUCUCAAAAAUUGGUGUCUUCGUGUCCUGCAGCGUGUUCAGGGCAGAGUGUCCAGCUCUGCCCUUGGUCAGGUGGAAUGUCACCUCCCUCUUGUCUCCUCUCAGCUGUUCACAAACCCCUCAGUGUACUGAAGUGCUGUGUGAAUAUUUCAUGGAGCAGCUCCGUUUCCCACUUCAGCUCGUGUUAUGCUGGGAUAGCAAAGUGGGAUUUCUCCGCCUCCAAACACAUCCCGUUUGGAAUGCAGUGGAUCUGCAGAGUUUCCAGCACAAAGGGAUCAUGUUUCCUGUGUAUUUAUCACAAGCUUUGUCCUCCAAACCGGUGUAAAGGGACGGUGGCGGCGUCUUGGACCUGGAACCGCGUGAAGUCACGGGGACUCCUUGUUUUCCACGGAGAAUUGCGCUGGGAAUUCCUUUGCUGAGGGGAAUGUGAAACUGGAAACACCUUGCUCCCUCCCCUGCUGUGUCAGGACCUCGCUGGUGGUGAUCCCUGAGGCAGAGGAGGGCGGGAUGGGAUGAGGGAAGGGGGAAAGUUGGGUUGUGGAGCAGCUGCCGGAGGAGUCUGGAUGGAAGUUCUUCCUCUUAGCAGGAUGUGAUGGGAAGGGAUCCUGUCCUGUGGGGGAGGGAUCCGUCUCUGGGGACUGAUGGAUGCCCAGAGAUCCCUGGGAGUGUCCAAGGCCAGGCUGGAAGGGGCUUGGGGCAGCCUGGGCUGGUGGAAGGUGUCCCUGCCCACAGCAGGAGUGGGAUGAGAUGGACUUUUCCAACCCAGACUUUUCUGGGAUUUUGUGAUGAGUUUGUAGACAGUGGAAUAUUCCCGAAGACUGAGAAGGGCCGGGAAUGAGUCAAAGAGGAGCAACAUCCAUAAAUCCAGACUCCUGUAGCUCUGGGAUGCAGGAGGGCUUUGGCACAGCCAAGACUUGGCAAAGAGAAGAACGUUGUCCUUGUCUGCUGGGAGGAGAAUCUCCCUUUGUAAUCUCAGGAACGGCAUUGGAUCAGCAGCUGGAGGCACUUGGAAACCAAAUGCCCUCCCUGGGCCUCACUGGCACCGUGUCCCCUUCUCUGGCACCGUGGAAGCGGAAUUCUGGGAGCCAAAUUCCCUUUAAUUUCUACCAGCUCGUUUGAUUUAGCUCGUUUGAUUUGUGUCCUGGCUAAAGUGACUGGAAAAACGGGAUCCUUUGAACAGGAUUGCUUAGAGAUGACCUGGAAUUAGGGAAAACCAGUGUGUGGUGGUGAAUUGCUGCUUCUGACUCGUGAGCUGGAUGCAGAGUGAUCCCAAACAGGUUUCCUGCCUCGUUUGGGGCAGUUGGGAUGAGCAGAAUGUUGGGAACACGGACUGGAUCCUGCACCAGAACAACCCUUCCCACAUCGAGAGCUGCCGCAAGCUCCGCCAGCAGUACCCGGAAUGGAACCCCGAGGCUCACUCCUCCAGCAGGAAUGCUGGGGACAGGAAGGAGAACCAGACCCCGAAGCACCGCUCCAGCUCCUCCAGCCCGAGCCCGCGGCGUUACCGCCCGGGGGGCUCCGGGUACCCCCUGCGGCGCUCCCGAUCCCGGAGCCCCGGGCGCUUCCGACGGCCCCGGAGCCGCAGCCCCCCCCGGUACUUCCGACGGCCCAGCCUCCGGCACAGGUCCCGCACCCCCCAGCGCCCCAGGAGCUCCCUGAGGCCCAGCUCCCGCUCCCACCGCUUCUCCAACUCCGAGCGCUCCUCCCGCAGGUCCAGCCGCUCCGAAGACAGAAAGGCAGCACUCGAGGCCGUCAUGAAAACCCUGGGGCCUGAGUUCCUGGCAGAGUUCAAGAAACACAAAUCACUUCAGGCAGCUGUGCAGGGAUCCUUGGGAUCGGGAAGAUCCUCAUCCACUCACGGACCCCCGGGGAAGGUGUCUGGGAGCGUGAAGAAGCCGCUGAAGACAAGUGCUGCUCCAAAGGCUCCCAAGAAGGAUGGGUCUGCUGCGCCCGGGCCGAGCUCUGCCUCGUCCAAAACGGAGGAAUCAGCCCAAAGCAAGGAGGGGGAAGAGGAUGAGGAAGAUGAAUCCGCAGGGAGCAGCAAACCUCAGUCUGCUUCUUACAACAGGCUGCUGAGGGAGGACCUGCUGAGCUGUGGGACCGUCCUGCAGAUCUCGGACCUGCCGGACGACGGAUUUUCGGAUCAGGACAUCAAAAAGCUGGUGCAGCCCUUCGGCAAAGUGAGCGACCUGAUCGUGCUGCGCUCCAGGAACGAGGCCUACCUGGAGAUGAACUACAAGGAGGCCGUGAUCGCCGCCGUCAAGUUCGGGGAGACGCAGCCGGUGCUGCUCAACGGGAAACGCAUCCGGAUCAGCGUGGCCGAGAAACCCCGGGCACCCGCCGGCCAGGUCAAAAAGACCAUAAAAAAACGAGUUCUGACUGUUAAAAAAACUUCAGCAAGUACCAAAAAAGUUCCAACCACCAGCACCAAGACCCCCAAACCCCUGACAGGUAAAAAGGAAAAGCUCAAGAAAUCAGCAGUGCCAGGAGAACGAAAGGUGAAGAAAACCCCGAGUGCUGCAGAACAAGCUGAGGAUGGAGAUCCCGAGCCCUCGGCAGAGCCCGGGAUGGAAACUGAGGAAGCGGAGCCGUCAGAUCCAAAGGGUGUCACGGAGGAGGAUGGAAUCCCAGAGCCUGCAGUGCCCGUGGAGAGCCAGCCCAGUCCCUCACCUGUGCCAGAGCCUCCAGGAACGGGCACACCGAGCGAGGAAUCCACAGAUCCAGCCAGGAAGGACCCCGAGGACCUGUGUGUGGUCCUGGUUUCCAACCUGCCCGAUAAGGGAUAUUCCGUGGAGGAAGUUUCCAACCUGGCAAAGCCCUUUGGAGGCCUGAAGGAUGUGCUGAUUCUGUCCUCUCACAAAAAGGCGUAUCUGGAAAUCAACAGGAAGGCUGCAGAUUCCAUGGUGAAAUUCUACACCUGCUUCCCCAUGUCCCUGGAUGGAAAGCAGCUCUCCAUCAGCAUGGUGCCUCAGUACCAGACUGUCAGGGAUGAGGAAGCCAUAUUUACUGCCCUGAUUAAAGAUUCUGACCCUCAGGUAAACACUGAAUCCAUCCAUAACCAGUUUGUGCACCUUGGGAAUUUGCCAGAUGAUGGAUACAGGGAGCUGGAGGUGGUUUGUGUGGGGCUUCGCUUCGGGAAAGUCGACCAUUAUGUUGUGCUGAAGAAUAAAAACAAGGCCAUCCUGCAGCUGGACACCCCCAGGUCAGCCCGCUCCAUGCACAGCUUCCUGCAGCAGUACCCCUACAGCAUGGGGGAGCACACCCUCAGCUGCUCCCUGUCCCCAAGGGGGGACCCUGCCCAGGCUGAAGCUGAGAAGAGAGACCCGAAGAGAGAGGAAGGGAGCAGAGCAAGCACUGGCUCGAAAAAAUCUCCCAAGGGAUCAGGAGUGGUGCCAAGAGCAGCUGCUGAUCCACCAGGAGAGCCCAGGGGGGCAAAGAGAGGAGCCAUUCCCGCCUCCAGUGGCACGGAGGAGAUUCCAGCGGCACAGACGGAGCCCCCCGAGCCCCAGCCGGGAGGAGCAGCGAGGGAAUCACCUGGAAGCCUGGCCCAGACGGCUGUGGAGGACACGGAUACUGGGAUUGGUGUUCCCGUGAAACCUGCUGGCACCAAAUCACCUGGAGAGAGGUCGGAGGAGAAGCCGCUGCCGCCUUCCAGUGCAGGGACGGAAGAGGCUCCUAAAACUCCUCCUGAACCAAAGCUACUGGAGAAGGGAAGCAAAGAGGGGGAUGAAGAGUCGUCUGCCCCUGCCAUGGAAGCACUGGGAUCGUCCAGCAGGGCUGAGGGGGAUCCAGCAGGUUGUGGGGUGAUCCCAGCAGCCGGGGAGCCAGCGGGAGCCAGCCCUGGAGAGGUGUCCCCCAGGGCUGAGGGGGCUCCCAUGGACACGGUGUCACCUGCUGUCACCCAGCCAGCCAAUGAGCUGGCUGCUCCUGGGAAGAGCCCUGUUCCUGAGGCUGGGAAAACCAACCCUGAAACGUCUGGAGCUCCGGUGGCCGAGAGGAAACCUGUCCCUAAAACCAGGGAGGCCCCAGGGAAGAGACUGGAUGUGGCUGGAGCAGAGGAGGGUGUGCUCAAAGCUGGACACACUGCAGAGGAGAACCCCGGGAAGCUCUUGGGCAAGGCUGGGGCAGAGCUGGAGAAGCAGCUUGGAAAAGCAGCAGCCAAGGCUGGGGCUGCUCUGGAAGAUGCUCCAAGUGCCGUCGGUGGGAGCAACGCGGAAAGUUCGGUGAAAAGCCACCAAAACAAAGGGACAGGAGCAGCAAACCCUGACAGAAGCCACCCGGGAGCUCCACUGAACCCCUUUUUGUCCCUGAAGGAGCCCGCUGUGGGUAAAACCCUCCUGAGGGCAGUGGUGUCUAUCCCGGAUAUCUUCAAGGCCAGGGCCCCAGCGAAGAGCAGCGAGCCCUCCCCAGGCAAAGGGGGGGAGCAGAACCCCCCCAGAGCCGAGGGCCAGGCGGGGGGGGACAAGAAAACCCCCUCCAAACCAGCCCAGCCCGCAGCAGAGAGCACCCAGGGGAGAGGAGGGAGCGGCAGCUCCGGAGCGGAUGGACAGGGAGGCAGUGGGAGGAGCUCAUCCCAGCAGGAGAAGGACUCCCAGGUGGAAUCUAGGGCUGGUUCAAAACAGAGCCAAGAGGGAGAGAGUGGAACCCCUGGCACGGAGGAGGACCCCGGCAGCGCUCAGGGUCCUGGUGGGGACAGGACCAGUGGCGCUGGCAGCAGUGGGAAGCAGAAGGAGGAGGAAGAGCUGUUCCCGUUUAACCUGGACGAGUUUGUCACCGUGGACGAGGUGGUGGAAGAAGUGGAGUCUCCGGUUGUGCCGCGGCGAAACUCCCCCAGGGGCAAGAGGAAAGAGGGAGCCAAGCCCAGCCCGUCGGAGCCCGCGUCCAAGAGGAGGAAAGGGAAGGGCUCCGGGGCCAAGGGGGAGCCGUCCUUCGUCACCCUGGAUGAGAUUGGGGAGGAGGAGGAGCCACCUGCCCCACCAGGGGACCCCCAGGGGCUGCUGGUGGUGGACGAGGUGCUGGAGGAGGAGGAGCUGUCGGAGGCGGUGAAGGACCCGCAGGCUCUGCUCACCCUGGACGAGAUCUCGGAGCAGGAGGAGCCUGGAGCCCACAGGGACCUCCCCCAGCCCGGGUUCAAGGAGCGGGACCUGAAGGCCGAGCCCCUGGUGACGGUGGAUGAGAUCGGGGAGAUGGAGGAGCUGCCCCUGAACGAGCCCGCGGAGCUGGGCGCCGAGGAGGGCAAGGGCGGCGCCGCGGACUUCGCAUCCUCCCAGGUGCCCGACGACCCCGCGGCCCUGGUGACCGUGGAUGAGCUCCAGGAGGACAACGAGGACAACCCCCUGGUGACCCUGGACGAGGUGAACGAGGAGGAGGACGAUUUCCUGGCAGAUUUCAACCACCUCAAAGAGGAGCUGAACUUCGUCACGGUCGACGAAGUCGGGGACGAGGAGGAGGAGGAGGAAAGCGCUUCCCCAGGGAAGAGUGCACACAAGGACAAGGAUGAGGAAGACAUCGUUGCUGUGGCAGGGCCAGAAGAAGAGGAAAUCGCUGCCAGUGCAGGACCAGAGGAGGAGGACAUUGUUGCUGUUGCAGGACUAGAAGAAAUAGGAAUUUUGGGGGAUCCAAAUCCAGAAGAGGAAAUCUCUGCAAUCUCCAAGCCAAAAGCAGCUCAGCUGGGAUCAGGGGGGGCAGAACCAGAGUCCAAGCAGAAGAAAGCGACUGUUCUGGGUGUCCCCAAGGCACAGAGCGCUCCCAAAGGUAAAUCCAGAGGAACCACCCCAAACUCUCCAGGCUUUCCUGCCCUGGACAUCCUGGUGCCCAAGGCCGGGUUCUUCUGCCAGAUCUGCUCCCUGUUCUACGCCGACGAGCCCUCCAUGAUCCAGCACUGCCGGACCCCCCUGCACCGGCACAACAUGGAGAAAUUCAUGGCCAAGCAGCAGGAUAACGACGGGGAAGAGCCGAGCUCCAGGUGAUGGAGGACAGAGGGACACUUUGGGGCCACUCAGUGCUGUGUGUUUGGGUUCCAUGUGUCGUUUGGGGUCAGGAAGGAGCGUUUGUGGUGUGGGAAUUGGAGCUGGGAGGAGACCCCGGAGCUGCUGGGGUGGAUUUGUGUCUCCAGUCACCUGGCGUGGGACUGACUGGUCCCAGUGUUGGCAGGAAAUAAAUGUUCUCACUGUAUAGUUACCCCA
Messenger RNA from Corapipo altera (White-ruffed manakin), 7368 nucleotides. RefSeq names its product zinc finger protein 638-like. The record is from RefSeq and is a predicted model, not a curated record. Gene Ontology annotation, molecular function: mRNA binding; zinc ion binding. Lineage: Eukaryota; Metazoa; Chordata; Aves; Passeriformes; Pipridae. Gene Ontology annotation, biological process: regulation of RNA splicing; RNA splicing. Gene Ontology annotation, cellular component: nucleus.